Messenger RNA from Monopterus albus (swamp eel), 1152 nucleotides. It is a transcript of the gene tmem198ab, whose product is annotated as transmembrane protein 198ab. Gene Ontology annotation, biological process: positive regulation of canonical Wnt signaling pathway. The record is from RefSeq and is a predicted model, not a curated record. The transcript has 4 exons. The coding region runs from base 1 to 1152 and encodes 383 amino acids. Lineage: Eukaryota; Metazoa; Chordata; Actinopteri; Synbranchiformes; Synbranchidae. Gene Ontology annotation, cellular component: plasma membrane; cytoplasmic vesicle.
AUGACGACCACCAUGGAGAUCCUGCUGGCUCAGCCGGAACAGCUGAGCCCUGGGCGGCUGCACGGCUGUGAGGACUCUGGUGGCCACUACAAGGUGGUGCCCUCUGUCGUCUGCUCUAUGUGCUGUCUCUUUGGCAUCAUUUACUGCUUCUUUGGUGAGUCGGGACUGAGGUGCGACACUUUGACCCCUCAGAGAGCAAUGCAUCAGGAGUAUGGAGGGUAUCGCUGCUUCAAGGCAGUGAUGUUCCUGACGGGCCUGAUGUUCGGCUCUGUCGUCAUCUUCAUGCUCUGCUACAAGGAGCGCGUGCUGGACACCCAGCUGAGCGUGGAGGCCUCAGUGGGCAUCGGCCUGGGCAUCGGCACACUGUGCGGCCUGGUCACCAUGCUGGUUCGCAGCGUGGGCCUCUUCAUGGUGGGGCUGCUCCUGGGCCUGCUGGUGGCUGUGGCUGCCCUGGUGGGCAUGGAGGAGCUUUCCAACAGCCCACCACGCUCCGUCUGGGUGCCCCUGGGCGUGCUGCUUGGCCUGGGCAUGUUGUUCGCUGUUCUCACCUUGCAGUGGCAGCGCCUCUUCACCACGCUGUCCACAGCGGUGUUCGGUGCAGCCGUCAUCACCGUGGCACUGGACUACUUCGUGGAGCUCUUCGCCCUCGUGCUCUACAUGUACGAACGGAUGAAGGCAGCACCUGGAAAGUCUGUGUGCUGGCUAACGUGGGUGGUGCUGGGGGUGUGGCCUGCCCUCACGCUGCUGGGCGUGGUGGUCCAGUGGAAGGUGACUGCAGGGGAGUACUCCCACACCAAGGUAAUCAUCAGCCGGCAGCAGAGGAGGAUGCAGGUGAUGCGGAUCCGUCAGCGAGAUGAUCGCUAUCGUAACAAGAAGAAGAAGAAGCAGCAGCAUGGCUCUUCCUCUCAUCACCAUACGGCCAAACAGCUCCACCCAGAGCCCGGCUACCGCCGCAAACCCAACCCUGUUCGUCGUUACGACACAGAUGUCCUCUCACCAAGCUACAUCCAGAGUUUCCGAGACCGGCAGGUGCAGGCGCAGCCCUUCCCAGGCCAGCUGGUCGGUGGACCCCACACUGUGGUGGAUGUGGGCUAUGAGUGCAGCUCCACGGUGCCCCUCACUGGAGCAGCAGGGCCUUCACUGCGGAUCUGA